AUGGCUACUCAAGCCGAUAUAGAUGUCCUGUCCGACAAACUCAGCACGACUAGGCCUUUGUCAUGGAUUAUAGUAGAUUGUCCCGUUGUUGCCAUCUUCAAGAACAAUUUCACCGAACAUCAGGAUUCACUCGGCCAACCUUUGAACCGGAAUGGAUGUGGUGACUUGCUCAGACUCUGGGUGGGCAUGAACGAGGAUACCCACGAGCUAUUUGUGACCUUGACUAUCCGUAUUCGAGUGUCGCCAGUCAGAAAGAAGACUCGUCGACAGGGCCGUCUUAUGUUCAUGAUCGUUCCAGCCAACGCCUUGCAGCUGCAAGGUACUGUCGUUGACUAUGCGGAUCUGGAUAACAAGCUUUCGCCGUCCCUAUUCGACAUGCCCAGUGAUACUCAAUCUGGAGAGUGCAAACUCUUGCACGUAUCUCUAAACCUCGGGCCUCACAUUAGUGAUGUUAUAAUGCCCGAAUAUCAGUGCAGAUCGAAUGUUGUGCCACAAGCCAUGGUUCUGCUUCGCAAGCUCAAGUCACUCUCUGAGGCGUCCUCCUUCCACCUAUAUACCAACCAGGAUGAAUCGAGACAGGCAGCAAUCCAGCAUGUAUCCAACAUACUGCCGGAUGGACAUGCAAUGAUGACUCCUUCUGUUGACCUAAAAGGCUUUUAUCCUGGAGGCCGCUCAGCGUGUAGGAACAUGUGGGUGGAACAAGGAUGGCUAAAAGCUGGAGACAAGACUGUUGCAGAUGGACAUUAUGGAAUCGAGAGGAAUCAGAAAAAGAUACAAGACACCUCUGAACAGCAACCUCCUCCACCUUACGAGCCAAACACCGUGCCAAGUCCUGUAAUCGCAUCUCAGCGGCCAGACGAAGUGCUCUCAUUACCACCAGUCAUUGCCCUUGAGCCUCAACAGGGACUGCCAGAACUGCCGGCGACAGCACCUCCGAGCACAGAUAUACAUGUCGGCUUGGACGGCCAAUAUGCCUGCGCGCACAAGUCUGCAUCUCCGUCAAUUGCGAUAGAUCAAGUAUGCUCCCAUGCUCGUCGUUGUUCGCCUUCGACACCUGAAGCAUCUCUCUCAUCUGGUUAUACCGCGACUUUUCUGUCUGGAUUCCCGACCCAGUCGCCAAUACAUAGGAUUCGAGACGCCUUGGCAGCCAAAGCAGUCACGGCAGAGAGCUCUUGCCCAUCUGUACAAGUAGCUGCAUCUUGCAUUGGCGAUCGCGCCUUCCACACCGAUAAUGCUUCAACCCGUGCCAACACGCCGAGCGCGAUCUUCAAUUCAUUUCCCGGCUCUGCGACGCGGAAACGACUACCCUCGUACUCGCUUGAAGAAGUUACCAGCAACAUUGCCAAAAGACAGGCUGUUGCUCAGCCAAGCGCACAAACCUUGCAUCUCAAUAGCUUACGAGCGGACUUCUCACCAACGGUCGCUGAUACCAUAUCUCAUCAUGAUGCGAAUACAUUUCAUGCGUCAACGAAAGAAGACGACUUCUCCACACAAGGAAAUCAGCUCUCGCAAUGGCUUUCCCAUGCCUGGCACCACUGUCCUACAGCUCACUAUCUCUUCAUUGCGGAAUUGUUGAGCUAUGGUGCCGCAUUGUCUGGCAAUCACUCCCAAGACGAUAUAACAACCUGCCACAUCAACUGUACACUUGCCCUCCUCGCUCAUUGCACAAAGCAAAGACUAGCCGAAGACUUCAACUAUGCUAGCACCGAUCGCGAGGUCGAUGCAGAGACGAGAGCUUUGAUCAGGUGGUUGUAUGUGCUUCGACCUGGUGCUGACAUGGAGAUGUUUUCUGCCUUGCUUCACCUGUCGGUCUUGAGUCAACAGUCACUUCUCGUUUCGCGUCUAGGCGGGGAGUACGAUUCUCUUGUGGCUGGCUUCCAACGACAGAAGGCAGAGCUCGUGAGUCAAGUCUGUAUACAACACGGUGCAGCAGUGCUGCAGAAUCACUCGAACGAUUUCAUCUCGAUGAUGCUGAGGGAAAAGGACUGUGUACACGACAUGUAA
Messenger RNA from Aureobasidium uvarum, 2004 nucleotides. The record is from the annotation of a GenBank genome assembly. Lineage: Eukaryota; Fungi; Ascomycota; Dothideomycetes; Dothideales; Saccotheciaceae.